Messenger RNA from Corapipo altera (White-ruffed manakin), 1623 nucleotides. Its product is annotated as collagen alpha-1(II) chain-like. Gene Ontology annotation, molecular function: extracellular matrix structural constituent. NCBI's taxonomy places the organism in Eukaryota, Metazoa, Chordata, Aves, Passeriformes, Pipridae. The record is from RefSeq and is a predicted model, not a curated record. Gene Ontology annotation, cellular component: collagen type II trimer.
CUCUCCGCACAGGGGGAGCGUGGGGAGCCCGGAGCCCCUGGUCCCGCUGGAUUUGCCGGACCCCCGGGUGCCGACGGGCAACCGGGUGCCAAAGGCGAGCAGGGAGAGCCCGGGCAGAAGGGUGAUGCCGGUGCCCCUGGUCCCCAAGGCCCCUCUGGGGCCCCUGGCCCACAGGGUCCAACUGGUGUAACUGGUCCCAAAGGAGCCCGGGGUGCUCAAGGACCCCCUGGAGCCACUGGAUUCCCCGGAGCUGCCGGACGCGUCGGACCCCCCGGCCCUAACGGUAACCCAGGCCCCCCCGGGCCCCCCGGCUCCGCUGGCAAGGACGGUCCCAAGGGUGCUCGAGGCGACGCCGGACCCCCGGGCCGUGCCGGGGACCCCGGGCUGCAGGGCCCCGCCGGCCCCCCCGGGGAGAAGGGAGAGCCCGGCGAGGACGGUCCCGCGGGUCCUGACGGGCCCCCGGGUCCCCAAGGUUUGGCGGGACAGCGCGGCAUCGUCGGCCUCCCCGGGCAGCGCGGGGAGAGGGGCUUCCCCGGCCUGCCGGGGCCAUCGGGCGAACCCGGCAAACAAGGAGCACCCGGCUCUGCUGGCGACCGAGGCCCCCCCGGCCCCGUGGGUCCCCCCGGCCUGACGGGUCCCGCUGGAGAACCCGGCCGAGAGGGAAAUCCCGGCUCCGACGGUCCCCCGGGAAGAGACGGCGCGGCCGGAGUGAAGGGUGACCGAGGCGAGACGGGGCCCGUGGGUGCCCCCGGUGCUCCCGGUGCUCCCGGCGCUCCCGGGCCCGUGGGUCCCACCGGCAAACAAGGAGACAGAGGCGAGACGGGUGCACAAGGUCCCAUGGGUCCCUCUGGCCCUGCUGGCGCUCGGGGGAUGCCGGGUCCCCAAGGGCCUCGUGGUGACAAGGGCGAGACAGGAGAGGCUGGAGAGAGAGGGCUGAAGGGUCACCGUGGCUUCACCGGGCUGCAGGGUCUCCCUGGCCCCCCCGGUCCUUCUGGAGACCAAGGUGCUGCUGGUCCUGCAGGUCCCUCCGGUCCCAGGGGUCCCCCCGGCCCCGUGGGCCCCUCUGGCAAGGACGGCUCCAAUGGCAUGCCCGGCCCCAUCGGCCCCCCCGGGCCCCGCGGGCGGAGCGGAGAACCCGGCCCUGCGGGUCCUCCUGGAAACCCGGGUCCCCCCGGCCCCCCCGGUCCCCCCGGCACCGGCAUCGACAUGUCGGCGUUCGCGGGGCUGGGCCAGCCCGAGAAGGGCCCCGACCCCAUCCGGUACAUGAGGGCGGACGAGGCCGCCGGGAGCCUGAGGCAGCACGACGUGGAGGUGGACGCCACGCUCAAGUCCCUCAACAACCAGAUCGAGAGCAUCCGCAGCCCCGAGGGCUCCAAGAAGAACCCGGCCAGGACCUGCCGCGACAUCAAGCUCUGCCACCCCGAGUGGAAGAGCGGAGACUAUUGGAUCGACCCCAACCAGGGCUGCACCUUGGACGCCAUCAAAGUCUUCUGCAACAUGGAGACGGGCGAGACCUGCGUGUACCCCAACCCCAGCAGCAUCCCCAGGAAGAACUGGUGGACCAGCAAGGCCAAAGAGAAGAAGCACGUCUGGUUUGCAGAGACCAUCAACGGCGGCUUCCAU